Molecule: messenger RNA, 2036 nt
Organism: Labrus mixtus (cuckoo wrasse)
Lineage: Eukaryota; Metazoa; Chordata; Actinopteri; Labriformes; Labridae
Gene: pheta2
Product: PH domain containing endocytic trafficking adaptor 2
Exons: 4
Coding region: 421-1206 (261 amino acids)
Biological process (GO): endosome organization; retrograde transport, endosome to Golgi; receptor recycling
Cellular component (GO): early endosome; trans-Golgi network; recycling endosome
Source: RefSeq, a predicted model, not a curated record
UAUACUUCAGACCUCAAACUCCCCUUCAACAUUGAGCAUCUCACUUCCAGGUAGCAGCUCUUGUCAGAGAGGUUGGUUUCCACUACUGGUAUGGGCCAAUCCAGGAGCGUAAGGUAGACGCAGGCGUAAGGGAGAGAGAAUAUAAUGUGUCAGGAUUUUGUUACAAGGAAGUGGGUCGAGUUAUUUAUAUUUCAACACUCGUCCUGUUGUACCCGUGGGAGAACCAGUGUUAGUAACCUGAAACUAUACUUUCAAAGAUUGUCUGGUUCUGGAUGCAUCAAACUGAUAGAGAGCAAUUGGCUUUAUGUUUAGGAACACUACGGAGCAGGAGAACAAUAUCUGUAGAUGUAAAUAAUGUAAAGACUGUGUGGGAGAGUGAAGUGACCCUGCGGGGCAUUCAGCAUUGGCAGAGGUGUUGGGAUGAAGCUCCAUGAGAAGAUUUUGACACAUUAUCUCUCGUGCACCUCUCCAGUGGAUAAGGAGGGAUAUCUCUACAAAAAGAAAGAGAGAACUGCAACCUACCAUCGCCGCUGGUUUGUCCUAAAGGCAAACCUGCUUUUCUACCAGGAGCGCCCGGCUGACAGACACCUGCUGGGUGUCAUUGUUCUGGAGGGGUGUUCAGUGAGGCCCUCUGAGUCUGAGGGACAGUUUGCCUUCUCCCUGGUGUUUGAAGGUCUGAAAACGUACAGAUUUUCUGCAGGUGAUCGACAGAUUCUGGAGAGCUGGGUGAAAGCUUUGCUCUCAGCCAGUCACUGUUACCUCUCCCUGCUGCUGAGAGACCUGCGAGUGCAGUAUGAAGAAGCUAAACAGCAACAAGGCUCUGGUGACUCCCAUCACAGCUCAUCCGUCAGUGGCCUCAAACAGUCCCAGCUCUUCCUCCCUGUGCAGGGCUCAGCAGCAGAGGUCAGAGAGGGAAGAAGCUUCAGUGCCGGCAUGGUUUUAAAUGCACCUUCAGGACCCUCUAAGGUGGUCACUAAAAAGUCCCCUAAACUGUGGCACAGGAGAAACGCUCACGUCACACCACUUAAUGGACCGGCACCUUUGUACGGAGAAUGGCCUUUGGUGGGCUUCGAUCCUCUUGAGGAGUUCAGCAAACUUCAUGACUAUUACGGGCAGGAGGUGAAGAGAGCGAGAGAGGAGUGGCUGAGGAGUCGACAAGCGAAGGAGGAGGAGCACGGUGAAGAAGAUCUCAUCGACCUGGGGUGAAAAAAUAACCACACAGUUUAGAGACAUUUCAAGAGGAAGUUACAAUGUGUGUUAAAAAAAAAAGGAACUGAACCUAAAGUGUAAAUUAUUCUGUUACCAUGACAACAUAUUUAGAGCCAGAAAUCUCUGCUAAUAUGCUAAAUGUUUUAGAUUAUAUGUUUAAAUCAUGUUUUUGUUAGAUUUGUUUUUAGAAAGUUGUGAUUUCCUGAAACAUGGUGGUCUUAAAGUGUCCACGGAACAAGAUGGGAUGGGGAUCACUAACCUUUUGGACCAGAAACAGUGUUCUGAUAGGCUUUUUAUUCACAGCAUUCUGAUGAAUAUCACAAUAAUGUUAACAAUGUCUCUAUUCUAUUUACUUGAUUACUUGUCACAGUAAGCUGCGAUGGUGUCGAGAGAACUAGCACGCACCAAAUCCAGAAACUCAAGCAGCUAAAUGGAAUGAAGCCAUCAUUAAUUUGCACACAAGCUUUUCCUACGUUGGCACGGCAUCAUGUCCUUCAUGAUGCCUUGUCCCUGUUUUUGCCCUUUUUCUCAUUUCAUUGUAAACACAUACUAUUUCCUGAGCAGUGUAUUCACAUGUGCGGCAAUAUGCUAAAUCAUCAGUGGUACGAAAAGGCCCUUUGAAGCAGUAUUAAGCUUAAAAUUCAUGUGUUUUUCAUCGUUACGUUGAAACCUGUGCACUUGCUUUAAAGAUAUAUUUAAAAAAAUUUGAGCAGUUAUGUAUUCACAUGUUAGGCAUUUAUAAAUCACACCCUAUAGUGUAUGAAGGCUGUCUGAUGUAUUAUAUAUUAUUGACUGCAUGGAAAAUAAAGUACAGCCAUUGACUUAAA